CAGACGUUUGCGUUCUUCGGCAAACUGAAACCAACUGUGACGAGUAGUUCGUUCGCUCACUUUUCAUGUAGCCAAAAAAGAGGCGCCAUUCCAGCAGGCAGGGCGGAAGUUAGAGCGAGCCGGCCAUAACGUAACAUUUGUGACGUCGUUGCUUAUUCCGCUCGGGUUGCCCUCACGCUGUCUGUCCGCUGGAGCGCCAUUGGCGGCGACCGCUCUUCACUAUUAGUCACUAUUACUCCGUUCUGGUCACCAGCUGACUUGAACGGCCGAAUCCUGGGCUUAAUAAGAUGGAGAAGAGGAGGUCAGACUGUCCUGCUCUGCCGCCCGGCUGGAAGAAGGAAGAAGUGAUCAGGAAGUCCGGUUUGAGUGCCGGGAAGAGCGACGUUUAUUACUACAGUCCCACAGGGAAAAAGUUCAGGAGUAAACCACAAUUGGCCCGUUACCUUGGAAACUCAGUGGAUUUGGCAUGUUUCGAUUUCCGGACAGGGAAGAUGAUGCCCGGCAAACUGCAGAAGAACAAACAAAGACUGCGACAUGACCUGCUCAGCUUGGCCAAGGGCGGAAAGCCUGAUCUGAACACGACCCUGCCCAUCAGACAGACGGCAUCAAUCUUUAAACAGCCUGUUACCAAGGUUACAAGUCACCCGGAAAACAAGGUAAAGACUGACCUGCAGAGAGCAACCGAGCAGCCCACACAGCUGUUUUGGGAGAGGAGGUUGAAAGGUUUGCAAUCAUCAGAUGUCUCAGAAAAAGUUAUGCGUACUAUGGACCUACCCAAAGGUCUACAGAGUGUCGGUCUGGACUCGAGUGAUGACACUCUGUUGCGUGCCAUCGCCAGUGCUCUGCACAUGGGCUCAUCCCCUAUCACAGGACAAACAUCUGUGGCAGCUGAGAAGAACCCAGCAAUCUGGCUGAACACAUCUCAGCCCCUCUGCAAGGCCUUUACCGUGACUGAUGAACAAAUACGAGAGCAGGAGCUCAAGGUCCAUCAAGCACGGAGGAGUUUGGAGGAGGCGCUGAUGGCCGAUGGCUUGGCGCGGGCUGCUGAAAACACCCGAGAAAUGCAGGAGGGGAUGACGGCUUAAAGACAUAAAAGGGAGACAGAGUUGUUCUGUUCACCAACCUCAGGUUAAUCUUCAUCUUCAUCUGGACCCCAAACCAAACAAAAAAUAUUUCAUGAUCAUCUUUUUAAUUCUGCAACUUUCCUGUUAUUUAACCAUUUCCUGGAUGUCCUACGAUAAACGUUCACCAGCAGAGACAAGUAACGACAGAAUACAUAAGUCCGUUUUCAAAAUUCUGUGCUGUAUUUGUUUUUACGUGCAAUAUCUAAACCCAUCUAAUAUGUCAUCUAAAAUUGCAAACUGCUGGACGGCUCUUGCUAAUAAUUUUUUUUUUCUUUUUUUUUUUAUUCCGCUAAAAUCAGGGUUCUACAUCAAUAUGAAAUGAAAUAGAGUAGUCUUAUUUAAUGCACAUUUUGUAUGUUGACAGUCGUGUACAUGUUUUGGGCUGACGUAAAUAAAUAAUUAUAUUCAUAA
Messenger RNA from Nerophis ophidion (straightnose pipefish), 1535 nucleotides. It is a transcript of the gene mbd2, whose product is annotated as methyl-CpG binding domain protein 2. NCBI's taxonomy places the organism in Eukaryota, Metazoa, Chordata, Actinopteri, Syngnathiformes, Syngnathidae. Gene Ontology annotation, molecular function: DNA binding. The transcript has 7 exons. Bases 288 to 1085 code for a protein of 265 amino acids. The record is from RefSeq and is a predicted model, not a curated record.